AUGAACGACACACGCGAGCUAAUGCACUGGCAUGCGGGCAAUGGAAAGACACUGCGCGAGCUAGAACGCCACCUUGGAAAAGAUGGAAACUUUGAGAAGAACUGUGGCGAGGGCCUACGUCUCGCACUUGAACGGCAUUAUCGAUGGGCUAAUGACUUGCCCGAAGAGCUCAAGAGAUUAACCUCAUGGCGCGACGAAGCUGGUCCGCAACUUCUUCCUCUCUCUCUCGUCCCAUUACUACAGAAGCUGACCAAAGUAUGCUAG
Molecule: messenger RNA, 264 nt
Organism: Colletotrichum gloeosporioides
Lineage: Eukaryota; Fungi; Ascomycota; Sordariomycetes; Glomerellales; Glomerellaceae
Exons: 1
Coding region: 1-264 (87 amino acids)
Source: RefSeq, a predicted model, not a curated record